AAAAAAAGAGAAAAAUUGUAAUCUCUUUCUCAUGCAAUUAGUUUGUAUAGGACGGUUUGACUGUUCAAAUGAGCUCUUUCAGCCAUGUAUUUUUCCUUGCAGCCCCACACAGUGAGAUAAUUUGUGAGUGUAUACUUUAGAUGUUCAUUAUUUAAUCAAGCAUAAAGUUGGUUAUUUAAUGUUGCAUUCCUAUUUAGUGUCUUAUAUUACAGCAUUUUCAUUCAUUUCAUGGGGUUGUAAAACAAAGUAAUUUGUUGCUGAAGAUGAAGUUAAGGAUGUAAGAGACCUUUCUUACUUUCUGUGGUGUAAGUAAGAGAAAAAAAUGUUGAGUUUCUCUCCGCACUGUUUGGGACAUAUAUCUUUACAUGGACUUGAGUGAUGCGUUUGUUCAAGAUAUCCCACAAAAAUAACUUUUUACCGUCACAUAAAACAUCCUGUCUGGUUUCUAUGUGGUAUAAUUUUUGUUUUUCUUCCUGCUCUAACUUUCUCUUUGCCCAGUCUGUCACGACGAGUGCCACUUUGUUGUUGAGUAUUUGAGGGCUUCAACCUGUACCCGGCAUAGUCUUCUGAGUAAUCCGAGGACUUUAUUUUGCCUUAUCAUGUGUUAGCUGCUCCAACCAGUAUAUUACUGCUACACUAUGUGGAUGACAGAUUGUGGUGUGUGACAGUCUGCAUGCUGAGCUCUGUCUGUUGGAUUUCUGUUACUAGUGACCUACUGCAUGCUGUGUCGCUGUCCAUGGUGCUGGAAUGUUCUUUCAGUGCUGUUUACCAUUGCAAUGCCUUCGUAAAUACCAUACCAUUCAAUUUAAAUUGAUUUAUCCUUGUUUUAUUAGUAAGCAUUGAAUCAGUUAUUGAUUGAUAAUAGCCUAUAGUGUGCAAUUUAUAUUUUUGCCGAAUUCCCGGACUUUCAAAAAUGGAGCUGAAACGAGAACUUAAUUCAUCAGCAGGCCUAUUUGGUGUAAAUGUUCAUACAUCAACUCAUAAUGUGUUGUUCUUCCUACUGACUCAUGGUGUCGCUAUGCACCUGCAAUUGAGUUAAAAGAAUGCCGUCGUCAGCAUUACCACCACAUAUUGACGCCAACAGAAGGCUACAAAGCUUGGACAUCGUGCUACGGCGGUAUUUAAGCCGUAUGAUAUUUUCCUAAAAAUAAAACUCGUUACAGCGUUGUUGGCAUUCUCGAAACACCUAUAUGGUAUAUUAUUCUGUUUUACAAUGGAACUCAGUCGGUUGAGCCUUUCUGUCUCUUUAUUUUUAUUUUUUGGACUACUUUUCGUUCAUGGCGACCUGAGCUAUUCGGUUCAAGAGGAGAUGAAGCGUGGAUAUGUUAUUGGAAAUAUCGCCAAGGAUCUGGGAUUUGAAGUCGGAAUAUUAUCUAUUCGAAAGACUCGUAUUAAAACGGUGGGAAGCGAACGAAGGUAUUGUGAUAUCAAUCUUCAAAGCGGAGAGCUCAUUGUUUCAGAGAGCAUCGACAGAGAAGAACAAUGCGGAGAAAAAACGUCUUGUGUUCUUAAAUUUGAGCUGCUUUUGGAAUCUCCGUUGGAAUUACACCGUGUAUCACUACAGAUACAAGACAUAAACGACAAUGCACCGCGUUUCCCGACGGAUAUUAUCAAGCUGGAAAUAAGUGAAUCUGCUGUCAAAGGAGCUCGGUAUCGCGUCGACGCGGCUCAUGAUGAAGAUAUAGGGCAAAACGGUGUUCAGAGUUACACUUUGCAACGGAAUAACCAUUUUCUUCUAAAUAUACAAACUACAAGUGAUGGCAGUAAAUAUGGAGAAUUGAUUCUCGAUAAGGAGUUAGACAGAGAGGAGCAGCAGGAUAUCAAAUUAUUGCUCACGGCUCUAGAUGGUGGUUCUCCUCAGAGAUCAGGCACAGUAGUAAUAAACGUCAUUGUGUUGGACGCUAAUGAUAACGCCCCCGUGUUUAGUCAGGCCGUGUAUGAGACCAGUCUGCCUGAAAACUCCCCGUUAAAAACUCACGUGAUUACCGUGAACGCAACAGACGCGGACGAGAGCGUUAAUGGUGAAAUAGCAUAUGGAUUUAGUCGCAUAUCUGAGAAAUCAAGAAAAUUGUUUUCACUUGAUCGUCAAACUGGGGAGAUAUUAGUUGCAGGCGACGUAGACUCUGAGGAGGGUUCAACAUAUGAAAUGUUUGUGCAGGCUAAAGACAGUUACGGUCUCUCUUCAGAUACAAAGGUAAUAAUAAGUAUAACUGAUGUGAACGAUAAUUCGCCAGUAAUAUCAAUAAUAUCGUUGACCAAUCCUGUACCAGAGAACGUGUCACCUGGUACAGAGGUGGGACUUAUUAACGUGCUGGAUAGAGACUCAGGAAAAAAUAAAGAAAUCCGUUGCGCUAUUCAGCAAAACCUUCCUUUUAAACUUAUUACUUCAAUCGAAAACUAUUAUGCUUUGGUAACCACAGAGAAACUAGACAGGGAACUAGUGUCUGAAUACAACAUUACAAUAUCUGCUACCGAUGAGGGCUCUCCGCCUCUGUCGUCAGUCAAAGUGGGUCACAUCUCAAUAGCUGACGUCAACGACAACCCACCUGUGUUUGAGGAACAGUCGUAUAGCAGCUAUGUCCUUGAGAACAACAAUCCGGGCCACAGCCUGUGUUCUGUUAAGGCCCAUGACCCAGACUGGAGACAAAACGGUACAGUGAUCUAUUCUCUUUUACCUGGUGAGGUCAACAGUGCUCCAGUCUCCUCUUAUCUAUCUGUUAACGGAGACACCGGAGUGAUCCAAAGUGUCAGGUCGUUUGAUUACGAACAAUUUAGGAGCUUUAAGGUCCAGGUGAUGGCCAGAGACAACGGUUCUCCUCCACUCAGCAGCAACGUGACUGUGAGUGUCUUCAUAAUGGAUGUAAAUGACAACACUCCUCAGAUACUUUACCCCGCCCCAGAGGGAAACUCCUUUAUGACUGAACUGGUACCCAAAGCUGCACAAGGAGGUUCUCUGGUUUCCAAGGUGAUAGCAGUUGAUGGGGACUCUGGACAGAACGCCUGGCUGUCCUAUCAGAUCAUUAAGUCCACUGAUCCGGGACUUUUCAAAAUCGAUCUUCACAGUGGGGAGAUCAGGACCCAGCGAGACAUUUCUGAUUCUGACAACAUGAAACAGAACAUUGUAGUCGCUGUAAAGGAUAACGGACAGCCCUCCCUCUCUGCUACAUGUUCCAUGUUUUUGCUGAUUUCUGAUAACUUGGCUGAAGUACCAGAACUGAAGGACAUGGCUUAUGAAGAUAGCAGUUCUAAAUUAACAUCUUAUCUGAUCAUCGCGCUGGUAUCCGUCUCCACCUUUUUCCUGACUUUCAUUAUUAUCAUUCUGGGAUUGAGGUUUUGUCGGAAGAGAAAGCCAAGACUGUUAUUUGAUGGAGCGGUUGCUAUUCCCAGCUCUUAUCUCCCUCCUAACUACGCAGAUGUGGACGGCACUGGAACUUUACGCAGCGCAUAUAAUUAUGAUGCGUAUUUAACCACUGGAUCUAGAACAAGUGACUUUAAAUUUCUCACGUCUUACAAUGACAACACACUGCCUGCAGACCAGACCCUGAGAAAAAAUGCAACAGACUUCGAAGAAGUGUUUGGAGACCUUGAUGUUUCCCCUGAGGUAAGACAGUUUCACUGUACCAACUUUUAAAGCCUUACCUGUGUUUAGACCACACGCUCUCACCAGCACCACCUGAUGACUUAUUUGAUUUGUUUUCUCAAAUGGAAUCGAUUUUUUUUCUAGUACAAUAGCUGUAUCUCUGCUUUUUUCCUGCUCUGUCUUUUUUGUAAUACCUUGUUUCCUGGAAAUUAUACGAUUUGUGAUGUUUUUAUUUUUAUUUUUAUAUGAGGGAAAUCAAUGUUCAUGUUUUAUUGAUGACCAGAAGUCCACAUGGUUAAUGCAUGAUUGCAUUAAAGGUGUUGUAAUAGGUGCCAAAAUGAUUCAUGAAUCUGGAAGCUCCAUUGCUUAUAUUGACAUGGACUGUCUGUCUCCGCUGGAGCAGGUCACUGCAUAAUCAUAAACCUGCCUGUAGAUGAGCUGCAACCAACUGAAUAAUGCAGUCAUGAUGUGGAGAAUGUCAUGCUUUGCAGCAACAUCCAUUUAAAUGAUGUACCAGCUUUGUGUGUGUGUAUGUGUGUGUGUGUGUGUGUUUGUGUGCACGUGUGUGCGCAUGUUAAACGCACAACUGUGACCUACUUAAUCAGCCUUUGUAAUGGUGCUGUUUUGAUGUGGUAGUGGACCCUACUGAGGAUCUGAAUGUCCUUCACCUGGAUUAUGAAUAAAUAUGAGAGAUUA
Molecule: messenger RNA, 4276 nt
Organism: Gadus morhua (Atlantic cod)
Lineage: Eukaryota; Metazoa; Chordata; Actinopteri; Gadiformes; Gadidae
Product: protocadherin gamma-A11-like
Exons: 2
Coding region: 1214-3631 (805 amino acids)
Biological process (GO): homophilic cell-cell adhesion
Cellular component (GO): plasma membrane
Molecular function (GO): calcium ion binding
Source: RefSeq, a predicted model, not a curated record